Molecule: messenger RNA, 4404 nt
Organism: Neoarius graeffei (lesser salmon catfish)
Lineage: Eukaryota; Metazoa; Chordata; Actinopteri; Siluriformes; Ariidae
Gene: pi4kb
Product: phosphatidylinositol 4-kinase, catalytic, beta
Exons: 12
Coding region: 158-2725 (855 amino acids)
Biological process (GO): phosphatidylinositol phosphate biosynthetic process; phosphatidylinositol-mediated signaling
Cellular component (GO): cytoplasm; membrane
Molecular function (GO): 1-phosphatidylinositol 4-kinase activity
Source: RefSeq, a predicted model, not a curated record
UAGUCUGAGCUUUAACUAGUUAAUGAGUCAAGAAAUGAACUAUUUGGUUCACGUCAGCGAGCGAUAGUUAGCUCAGUGGUGAUGCUAAGCUAGCAUAGCCGAGCUGUUUAAUCCGCUUGGCCGCCCACCUGAGUGAGGGGCCGAACCUUCUCUGGCCAUGGGUGACACAGAGCUGGAGCUUUCCCCUUCCCAUCUGGAGGAGCUGCAGAAGAGUCCAUCGGCCUCGUCCACCUCCACUACCUCGUCUCUCUCCCUGCCCUCCUCGCCGUCCUCUGGCCCACGGCCUCUGACCAGCUCCAGCCCUAGUGUCAGCGAAGGCCUGCCUGCUUCUAGCCCUCCGCUGGAUGUUAUAUCAGAGGGUGUUGGUGAGCUGAGUCUGGUUAUUGAUACUGAAGUAGCCAAGAAAGCCUGCCAGGAGGUGCUGCAGAAGGUCAAGUUUCUCAAAGGUGAUGGAGAUACAGCUUUGCCCACUGCUGAGCCUCACCUGGUGAAUGGAACUGAACACUCUGAGCUCUCGGACGGGGAUGGUACUGGAUCAGGGAAGCCUCCGAAGAUCACAGAGGAGGAGGAGGUGCCAGCAGUGGGCACAGUGAAGAGCGCUCGCCGGCGUCACAAAAACAACUCAUCCAAGCAGUCAUGGCUUCUGCGCUUGUUCGAAUCCAAGCUGUUUGACAUUUCCAUGGCAAUUUCAUACCUGUAUAACUCAAAGGAGCCAGGUGUGCAGGCCUACAUUGGCAAUCGGCUCUUCAGUUUCCGAGACGAGGAUGUGGACUUCUAUCUGCCACAGCUGCUCAACAUGUACAUCCACAUGGACGAGGAUGUGGGUGACGCCAUUAAGCCAUAUGUGGUGCACCGCUGCCGCCAGAGCAUUGGCUUCUCACUGCAGUGUGCCUGGCUGCUCGGUGCUUAUUCAUCUGAUAUGCACAUUUCCACACAGAGGCACUCACGUGGCACCAAACUACGUAGGCUCAUCCUGUCUGACGAGCUGAAGCCGACCGGUCAGCGUGCUCGGCUCCACCAGCAGCAGAACCACAUCCUUGGCCCAAACGUGAACGAACACGGCCUCUCGCCCUCAAAGCGCACUCAUCAGCGCUCCAAGUCAGACGCUACCGCCAGCAUCAGUCUCAGCAGCAACCUCAAAAGAACAGCCAGCAACCCGAAAGUGGAAAGCAGCCAGGAUGAGGAUAUGAGCUCCAGCUCCGACAGUCUUGAGUUAGAGGCUGGUACCCCUGUACGUCUGACUCCUCAGCGUGAGUUCAUUAAGUCUCUGAUGGGCAUUGGGAAAAGACUGGCCACUCUGCCUACCAAGGAGCAGAAGACACAGAGACUCAUCUCUGAGCUCUCGCUGCUUAACCACAAGCUGCCAGCCCGUGUGUGGCUGCCCACUGCGGCAUUCGACCAUCAUGUGGUGCGAGUUCCUCACACGCAGGCUGUCGUGCUCAACUCGAAAGACAAAGCACCGUACCUAAUCUAUGUUGAAGUUCUGGAGUGUGAGAACUUUGAGACAUCGAGUGUACCAGUGAGGAUUCCAGAAACACGAAUCCGCAGCACACGAUCCGUAGAGAAUCUCCCAGACUGCGGUAUCACAGCCGAACAGCGUGCCAGCAGCUUCUCUACCGUUCCCAACUAUGACAACGAUGAUGAGGCCUGGUCUGUGGAUGAUAUUGGAGAGCUCCAGGUUGAGUUGCCCGAGAUCCACACUAACAGCUGUGACAACAUCUCCCAGUUCUCCGUUGAUAGCAUCACCAGCCAGGAAAGCAAAGAGCCGAUUUUUAUUGCUGCUGGAGAUAUCAGACGGCGUCUCUCUGAGCAGCUUGCCCACACUCCAACCACAUUCAAGAAGGACCCAGAGGAUCCUUCAGCAGUAGCCUUAAAAGAGCCUUGGCAGGAGAAGGUUAGACGAAUCCGAGAAGGCUCUCCAUAUGGGCAUCUGCCUAACUGGCGUCUCCUCUCAGUCAUAGUAAAAUGUGGUGAUGAUCUAAGACAGGAGCUCCUUGCCUUCCAAGUACUGAAGCAACUACAGGCGAUCUGGGAGCAGGAGCGUGUUCCUCUUUGGAUUAAGCCCUAUAAGAUCCUGGUCAUCUCCUCUGAUAGUGGCAUGAUUGAGCCAGUGGUUAAUGCUGUGUCCAUUCAUCAAGUGAAGAAGCAAAGUCAGCUCUCGCUGCUUGACUACUUCCUGCAGGAACAUGGCAACUACACUACAGAGGCCUUCCUCACUGCACAGCGUAACUUUGUGCAGAGUUGUGCAGGCUACUGUCUCAUCUGCUAUCUGCUGCAGGUUAAGGACAGGCACAAUGGAAACAUUCUGCUCGACUCUGAGGGUCAUAUUAUUCACAUUGACUUUGGCUUCAUUUUGUCAAGCUCUCCAAGAAACCUCGGCUUUGAGACUUCUGCCUUCAAACUGACUAAUGAGUUUGUAGAUGUUAUGGGCGGUCAAGAUGGAGACAUGUUCAACUAUUACAAGAUGCUCAUGCUUCAGGGUCUCAUUGCUGCACGCAAACAUAUGGAGAAAGUCAUCCAGAUUGUGGAAAUCAUGCAGCAAGGUUCUCAGUUACCCUGCUUUCAUGGCUCGAGCACCAUCCGAAACCUGAAGGAACGAUUUCACAUGAGCCUGACGGAGGAGCAGCUGCAGGUGUUGGUGGAGCAGAUGGUGGACGGCUCCAUGCGCUCAAUCACCACCAAGCUGUACGAUGGUUUCCAGUACCUCACUAACGGCAUCAUGUGAAUGUAAAGUGAGAGCGGACUUGAACAUUAUGACUAGGACGACAAAGCUGCACCACUUUCAGAGGCCACUUCCAAGCCCUUUCUCAACCUUUCUGUUUUCAACAUCCAAGCGUGUCUGUACACCAAGACUGGGUUUUUGACCAUGGAUUUUAUACCCUCUCAAGAGGUCUCAGCUGUGAAAUUUUGCUUCGUCCCCCCCCCCCAAAGCCUUCCUCCAGUUUCUUAGUCCUUUCCUUGUAUUGUAUUUGUUUUUCUCCUCAGAUAUCUUUUUGGAAUCUGCUUUUAUCCACGAUUCUAGUGCCUCCUUUGACUGCAUUCAGACUGAAACUGCUUAAAUGUGCUGUGUAUUUACUGUCUUAUGUUUUCCUGUGCAGUUUGGUUUCGGUAUCACUAAUCAUUUCUAUUUUUAGUGAAAAACCUACAGCUUUCACACGCAAUGCAAUCCCUGCUGGGACAACUCAGAAGUGCACAGAGUCCGGUGUUGUUGUGCAUGUUGUGUAAUAUGAGGGAAAGGGGUGUCAACAGCACAGAGCCAUCAGUCGGUUUUGUCUGAUCAGUGUUAUUUUAGCUGCAGUUUGACCGAAGCAUUUACUAAUUUCAAAUCCAGAUGUAAAUGGUAAACUAGUUGCAGCUGGUUGAGAGUCUCUUAAAUUGGCCUCUCAAAGAGGCAGGAAUUGUUUCGUUAAAGCCUUCUAUCUGGCUUUAUUUGACCUUUAAAGCACACCUGCUGUCCAACUUGCCAGGUCCCAGAUAGCCACUAUACUUUCAGCUUCAUAGAAGGGGGGGAAAAAACCCCACUGAUGGACUAAAACAUGAGUGGGGUAUGAUUUUCAACACCUAAUGACAUUUGACUUAGAGAAGAGAUUAACAGUCAAAUUCUAACCAUUGUAAGUAUUAACGUGAUAUGACGGCAAGAGUCAAAACACUAUUUAUUGCUUAUUUACAAUUACUUGCAUUCUCAUGUACAAGGAUGGCUGACUUUCAUUUUGUUUUUGAGCAGAAAUGUAUAAUUCCUUAGCGUGUACAAAUGUACAUAAUAUAUAAAUUUUAAACUUCAAAAAUGUACAUGGACACUCUCUUCUUAACGGAAUGACUGGAGAGCUGUGCGGAAAUGCGUAACUUGGCCACUGAGCAGCUGAGUUACUUGAAAGAGUUUCAUGUUGUUGCUAAUUGGGGUGAGACUGACACUUGUGUAAAUUGAUCAGAUGAUGAGAAACAAAUCUGCAAAUAAAUGGAAGAACCCGGUGAGUUAAGGUUUAGUUUUAGAUUAUUAAAUGCCACUACAUGCAUACAUUUAAAAGUAAUAAUAAUAAUUUAUAAUAAAAUGAUUUAUUAUUAUUGAGCGAGAAACCUGAGCGUUCCAUUAACAAGACUUGUUCCUCCAUUCUUCUGAACCAGUUUUAAUUCACCUUUUUGGAAUGGAAGCCUGGUUUUUGUGAAUUAUUCGACCAUUUUUGAGUAAGCCAUUAAGGAGUCUGUUCAUCUUUGUCUUCACAUUUUUUAUGCUUCUGUUUUUUGCUUCCUUUGUAACUUGUUUGAUGGACCAUCUUUCACGAUCUUGUGAAUGACCUCCCCUAACUUGUGAAUGUUACUUUGUAUAAUAAAUUAAAUGUAUCUCUUUCAUGUCACUGGUGUUAAUGUUGUCCGCUGUAGUACUGCCAUAGUGUUGACUGCACAUGG